GGAGUAAGCAAGUAUCGGCGAGGUAGCGCAUACAUGCGCAUAUACAUUUCGUGGCAUUGCACUCGUUGAGCGUCCGUACGCGUUUGCUUUGGAAUAGAUAAUCUCAGUUGUUUAAAGAAAUGGUGGUACCGGCGGAACACGCGCUUCACGAGGCCAUUCAGGUUUCGCCACUUGUAAUAUCGAACGAUAUUAGGAAACAAAAAAUUGAAAAUCGAUUAGCACCAAUGCGUUUUUCCUCAACGACUGUUAAAAAGAUUCAAGAUACAUUUGUCUCAGAAAUGAACAAAGGUAUCCAUCAAGAACCGUCAUCCUUACAGAUGGAAAACACUUACGUACCGGAACUCGUUAAUGGAACAGAGGCGGGACUUUUUUUAGCGCUAGAUCUUGGAGGAACUAAUUUUCGAAUUCUUUUAUUGGAAUUGAAGAAUGGCGCAGUUGUUAGGGAGGAAGUGAAAAAUUAUCACAUCGGAUCUGAAUUAAGGGUUGGCCCGGGUCUUCGUCUGUUCGAUUAUUUAGCCGAAUGCGUCAGUGAUUUCGUUAUUGGCCAGGGUCUUCAGAAUGUCGAAGUUCCUUUAGGAUUUACAUUUUCGUUUCCAAUGGUUCAACACUCUCUCGAUGUUGGAAUUUUGGUGACAUGGACUAAGAGUUUCAAUUGUCCAGACGUUGUGAAUAAGGACGCAGUUCAAUUACUCCGAGAUGCACUUGCUCGUCGAGGUGAUACCAAAGUAAGAGUCGUAGCAGUGUUGAAUGAUACCACAGGAACUCUCAUACAAGGAGCCACGUUAGAUCCCAAUACAGCUAUUGGGCUCAUCCUGGGUACAGGUAGCAAUGCUUGCUACCUUGAACGAGCUGACAGGGUCGAACAUUGGGAACCAGAAAGACAUGGAGAAAGAGAAGUCGUGAUAGAUAUCGAAUGGGGUGCCUUCGGUGAUAACGGUGUUUUAGACUUUAUUAAAACAGACUUCGAUCGCGAGAAUGACGCAAAUUCGCUUCUCGUAAAUUCGUUUACAUUUGAAAAAUAUAUCGGUGGAAAGUAUCUCGGUGAAAUAGUACGUAUCGUGCUCGCUAAAUUCGCAAAAGAAGGACUUAUAUUUGUAGAUCAAGAUCCAGCGCGUUCUUUCUUCAUACCAGGAACGCUUACCUCAGAUUUGGUAUCAUAUAUUGAACAAGACACCGUAGAUGGCAGUACCGAUAAUACAAAAGAAGUUCUAGCAAAAUAUGAUAUCAUUCCAACGGAAGAUGACAUAAACGUAGUACAAUACGUGUGCGAAGUUGUUUCUAAUCGUGCUGCUCUUCUCGUUUCUAUAUGUCUUGCGGCGUUGUUGGAACGAAUUGAUAAAAAGGAUGUGACGAUUGCGAUCGAUGGAUCUCUGUAUAAACAUCAUCCUCGAUUCGAAAGUUGGAUGAAUCAAUACAUUGCUUUGCUUGUCCCUAGUCGUAAGUUCAAAUUGAUUCACGUUGAGGAUGGGAGUGGAAAGGGUGCAGCGCUUGUUUCCGCGAUCGCGCAGAGGAUUAAAAAAAGAUUAACGUAAUUAUUAUCGACGGAGAAGUGACUAAUAUUCGCUACUUCGUUAAUACGUAAUAUUAUAUCAGUAGUGCAAGCAUUCCAUGGCAGGACAAUUUCCUGGUUGUGUUAAAAAAAAAAAGGGUAAUAGUCAAAAUGAUAUAACGUUAACUAUACUUUCAUUAAAGUUGUUGCAUUUACCAUCUUUAACCACGUUAAGUAUCAUCUUUAGGAUUUUCGUUAGAAGACAUUGUCGUUCCCUAAAUCUUCGGAAAGAAACUUUCUCUCUCAUCGGCAAUUUCGAUUCGAUAAAAAUAUAUAUAUAUAUAUAUACACGAGUUUUAAUCUCUUUUGUAAAUACAUUUUCCAUAAUCAACGUAGAGUGAGUUAUAUAGAAGGGUUCGUUUUCUUUUACAAGGAAAAACCUUACUUUACUAUAAAAAUGUGUAGUACAAAUCGAUGAAACGUUUGUAAAUUAUAAUCAAUUCGUUGGAAACAUAAUUCCGUGAUAUAAAUAUAUAAAUAGAUAGGGAAAAGGAGGAUAAGUAACAUAAUUAUUCGAUUAAGAAUAAAUGUAUACAGAAAUUGAAUGAAUAUGCAAUGAAAAAGUUUCAUCAAAAUUUUUGUGAUAGUAGAUGCACAAAUAAUAAUAAUAAUAAUAAUAAUAAUACUACUAUUACUACUAUUACUACUAAUAAUACAAAUAAUAAUAUGUAAGAAUUUGACACUCGAAUCGGCUGUUAGAGAAAACAUUAAAGAAAGUUUCAACGAAGAUCUGUUGUUAUAUCUAUAUUAGUAAAAAUUAAAAAUAAAAAAAAAAAAAAUUAAAAAAAGAGAAAA
Messenger RNA from Polistes canadensis, 2344 nucleotides. RefSeq names its product hexokinase-2-like. Bases 120 to 1532 code for a protein of 470 amino acids. The transcript is spliced from 10 exons. The record is from RefSeq and is a predicted model, not a curated record. Gene Ontology annotation, biological process: glycolytic process; glucose 6-phosphate metabolic process; intracellular glucose homeostasis. Gene Ontology annotation, molecular function: fructokinase activity; glucokinase activity; D-glucose binding. Gene Ontology annotation, cellular component: cytosol; mitochondrion. Lineage: Eukaryota; Metazoa; Arthropoda; Insecta; Hymenoptera; Vespidae.